UGUUGUCGGGUCGGGAAAGACAAGAAUGACGUUUCGUAAAAUUGCAACAACUGUGAUUUUUAGUGUAGUUUCAUAAAAAUAAAGUGGACAUUUUCUGAAACGUAAAUAAUCGUUGGCUGAUGUCUUUUUAUAAAUAAUGUUAAACAAGGGCUCGCUCAAUUCGUUAACUUUAGCAAUACAUUGUAUGUAUCUUAACCAAUAAGUGAUCAAAAUGGAUGAAAAGCGGGUGGCAGAUUACUUUGUGGUGGCUGGAUUGCCGGAGACACCAGAGCUGCUUGAAGAUUCAGACUCAGGACAUCUGAAAGGUUACAGCACUAAAGCCCCUAUUACAGAUAUAGGCGUGGUGUUCCCAGGGCUAGGGGAGACUAUACCCAGUGGAUACGAGCUGUUAGAAUUGACUCCUACUGGACUGCCCGCGGAUUUGAACCAUGGGUCCAUUCGGUCGCCGGAAUGCUUCCUUUGUAUACGACGGGGGAGGGAUCGCCCGCCACUUGUUGAUAUCGGAGUGAUGUACGAUGGCAAAGAGCGACUAAUGGCUGACGCUGAAAUGGUCCUCAUGUCUGUCGGCGGUCGUCUCGCUAACGUGAACAACUCGACAGCCAAGACCUUCAUCACGUACCGGCGAGCGCAGCCCAGCGCGCCGUGCAACGCGCUGGUGGUGGUCGAUAUAUGUGUCAUAGUCGCCAACAAGGGCGAGUGUCCGCCGCACGCCUUCUGUAUGAUCGCAAAGAAUUUGAAUAAAGGUUUAAUGGGCAGCGAUGUUUUCCUCUGUUAUAAGAAGUCAAUGAACCGUCCACCCCUAAUACCUUACAAGCCAGAAGUACUAUUUAGGUAUCCAACGACAGACCGCCGCAGCCUAGCGUUUCCCACCUCCGUGCCACUCUUCUGCCUACCAAUGGGGGCGACUUUAGAGUUGUGGCCCAACACAGCGACUACACCGAAACCGGUUUUCUCCACCUUUGUUUUGACUGUUGCUGAUGCAACUGAUAAGGUUUACGGUUCCGCGGUUACUUUUUACGAAGACUAUCCCCAUACGGAUUUGUCUGACCUUCAAAUGGAGCAGCUGGGAUGGCGAACGGGCUUGUCACACACGACACACUCGUUGCACGUCAACAAAUGUGUGUGCCUGUUGUCGCGGUGGCCUUUCAGCGACACUUUUGAACGAUGGCUGCUUUAUAUUCUCGAAAUGUCGUGGAGCAAACAACCACUAAACAUACCAAUCGAAAGGUAUAUCGUUCACUUAUUAGAAGAGGUUCCGUUUCCAGAGCCAAGAAUAUUGUUACAAUUAUCGCCGACAAACGCUUCAGACCGCGUGAUAGUGACUCGAAGGGACGACCAGCCGCUAGUCAGGAGCGGGGCGGGAUUUAGACAACUAUUGCUUAACUUGGGACCGGAAAACUGUCUGCUAUUGCUGGCCUUGGCGAUCACUGAACAAAAAAUAUUGAUACACUCGCUCAGGCCAGAUACACUGACAGCUGUUUCGGAGGCGGUAUCAAGUCUACUGUUUCCUUUCAAAUGGCAAUGCCCUUAUAUACCUCUUUGUCCAUUAGGUUUAGCAGAAGUUCUACACGCGCCAUUACCGUAUCUAAUAGGCGUUGAUUCGAGAUUCUUCGAUCUGUUCGAACCCCCACCGGACGUGACGUGUGUUGAUCUGGACACUAAUAACAUCACAAUUUGCGAAUCACAGCGGCACAUAUCAACUAAAUUACUGCCGAAAAGACAAGCCAGAACGCUAAAACAUACGCUGGAAUUAUUAUAUGGAAACAUUCGACCAGCUUCACCUGUACAUCAUUCAAGUGAAAGCAAGUAUAACGGUGAACCCACAACGAGUUUAGAUAGGGAUUUCCAAAGGAGGAAAAAAGAGCACGCGCUAGAACUGAAAAUUCAAGAAGCCUUCCUUCGUUUCAUGGCGGUGACCCUGCAAGGGUACCGCAGCCACCUGAUCCCCAUCACGAAGGCCCCCACGGUGGGCACCACGGACCCUCAAGCGUUGUUCCAGAUGGACGCCUUCCUCAGGUCUAAGGAUAAAACUCAACACCGUUUCUUCGCACUAAUGAUGCGCACGCAAAUGUUCACCCGCUUCAUUGAAGAGCGCUCGUUCGUGUGCGACGACCAAGGGCUGAGUUUCUUUGACGAGUGCAUAGAGAGAGUGGCCGCCGACGACGAGCAGCUGUUAGGAAGUGACGCCGCUAGUUCCUCGGAGAGGACGGUGUUUGUGUUACCACCGGACCCGCCUGAUCCUGAGGAGAUGUAUUCCUACGAGAAGUUCGAAUUGGACGUCGCUCUAGUAGCGAAAUGUCGCAACCGAGCUCGCAGCGGGACUGUACAGGCGUUGCCGGCCGCCACGCUCGCCUCCGCGGAGUCGCUGGCCGACGCCUCGCCCAUGGCGCGCCGCACCAAGCACGAGAUAGCGGCGGCUCAGAGAUUAGCCCGCAAAGCCUGCCUAUCUCCAGAGACAUGGGCCAAGUGUAUACUAGGCGCUUGCUACUCUCUGUACUUCCUAUCUCUACCGUGCCGCCUCACAUUAAGCCGUGGAAAAGAACAUGCGACCUUGAGGUCAGCGUACGAAUUGUUGGAACGAGCCACUAAACUAAGGGUGCCCUGCGACGAGGUGUGCUACCGCGUGAUGAUGCAACUCUGCGGCAUCCAUUCUCUACCGGUGUUGGCUGUACAACUGCUGUUCUUGAUGAAGAGAGCCGGUCUUCAGCCCAAUGCCCUGACAUACGGGUAUUACAACCGAUGUGUGCUCGAAGCCGCCUGGCCACAGGAUAUGCCCAGCGGUUCUCAAUUACUGUGGAACAAACUCCGCAUAGCCGUGAUGGGCGCCGCAUUGUUCCGCAAGGCGGGCGCGCAGAGAGCCGCUAGAGCUGCCGGCGCUUCCUCGACUGGGGGUGGAACCCUUCCCCGGGUUCGUUCGGCGGCGGCGGUCGGCGAAGGCGGUGAAUUGGCCGCGUUGGCCAACAUGGCCAGCGAGCCGGCGCAGUCUCGAACUAGCUUAGACUCAGGUCGUUCCGCGUCGGGUCGUUCCACAGCGUUCGAGGCUCUGUGCCGCCGCGGCAACAUCAUUCGGUCUUCGGCCGCCGCCACGCGACCGCACGCCGCCAGCAUCUCCACCGCGGCAGGCAUUCUCAUCACCGGUCAACCCUCAAAUCCCGAUUUAAGUGAUAAGACAAGGCCACGAAGCAAUUCCUUAGGAAACGAAGAGAGGCCGCCAACUCCGCCUUUGACGAUGACGGAAAAAAUACAGACAAUCCACGCAAGUCCAGAUAGUCCGUCAGAUUUGCGCAUACUAAAACGAUCGGAGAGUUUCGCUGGAGACGCGCAAAUAUUGCAGAAUCUACAGAGGCUAUCGUUUUCAGCUGGAUCAUCUAACCCAAAAUCACGGUGUAGUAGAACGCUCAGUUUUCCCGAAGAGCCAGAUAAAGAAGCUGCUGCGACGGAGUCAUUAGACCCGAUCAGAGGGUCGCCUUUGAAAGUGUCCCCCCGCACGCCGGUGCUGGCGGACGACCCGCUGGGCGCGCUGAGCGCCGCCGCGCCCCCCGCGCCCCGCCCGCCGCCGCCCUCCCCGCCGCCGGCCUCGCCGCCGCCCGCGCCGCGCCACGAGUUCAGCGUCAGCCCGAAGCUGUUCCACAGGCGGGGCUCGUUCCAGGAUGAAGCGCCGGAGACUACAGGGAAACUGCACAGAAGCGAGACGGCCCCCGGAGGAACCGUGUCCUCGAGUCUAGCUAGCCUCGGGAAUACACUCAAGAAUAGCUUCGGACGCUAUUCGCCUGCCCGCCUGUCGUUGCGAAAGGAGAACAUGAAAAUAAGCAAAGCAAUGAUCGAGAGCUACUUCAGUCCCACGAGUAUAGCUGGUAAAAAAUCGAAUGAGCUACUCCAAAGUGGCCUUAGCAGUCUCAAAUCAGCCGCCACCAGUAUGGCGAAGAAGUUCGACGAGAUGAAGGAGGUUAUAUCGGCUAACUCGACGCCUGUCAAAGUGUCCAUAGGGAACGCUACGAGUGCGCUGAGCAGUUUUAUCACGGAGGAAGAUUCUACGGAUGGCUCGUCGGAGAUGAAUCCGGAUGAAUGGGCGACGGGCAACGCGUUCAGACGCGCUUCAAGCGACGCCGACUUGGCGUGCGCCAUGGAGCGCGGGUCGCUCGCUACCCUACUGUCGCAUUUACCGGAUAACCUUUACCCAGCACAAGCUGAGCUCUCAUCGAGCAGUUACAGCGUGCUAGUCCAAAUGUCCUCGUGCUCGCAAUGCCACCAAUGUUUAGCGCUGCUGUACGACGAAGACAUCAUGGCGGGCUGGGCCGCCGACGACUCCAACCUCAACACGCGCUGCACGGCCUGCGGCCGCCACACCGUGCCGCUGCUGUCUGUACAGAUAAUCCGAACCAGUCAGACUCAAGCAGAAAUAUUAAGUGUGCCUUAUUUAAACCCCCUAGUUCUGAGGAAAGAAUUCGAAUCUAUUUUAGGAAGAGAAGGAGACGCGUGUUUAGCCGAGCCGGAGUUCGUAGAGUCUCACCCCAUAGUGUACUGGAACCUCGUUUGGUUCCUGGAGCGCGCCAACAUAGAAAACCAUCUGCCGGAUUUACUAUGUCCCGACUUCCAGGCCAAGUAUCAGAGCACGGACGCAUUGGUGGAUCCUGAUAAACUUGGUGGUUGCAGAGUGAUUUGCAACUGGGACCUGCCUCGCCUGCACGCCGAAGCGGGCACGGCCUUGUACCGAGCGUGGCGCGAGCGGCGAGCGGAGCACAAACGCUCGCGGGCGCUGCAAGCGUUGCUGUUGACCGAACAAGACGCGUCCACUACACAUUCAGUGGUGUUGGCCGUACAAAGCGGUUUACUGAGCAACGAUCUGUCUGACGCGCUUCACAAAUUAGCGUCAUGGCGUGAAGCUAGCUCCGCUACUAAGCGAUAUCACUCUUUUUACAGAGACAUCCUAUUCCUCGCCAUGGCGGCCAUGGGCGAGAACAAUAUUGACAUGGUGGCCUUACAACGAGAAUACACGAGGGCCUUAGAACAACUGGGUCGCGAAGCAAGGCCUCAAGACCUACCGCCUUCGCCCACGGCCGUGUGUUGCCGGCAUUACUUCAAGAGGCUGAAGAUAGCCGCCGAAGAGUGAGAGCGGAGUGAAGUUGACGCGAGUGUUCAGUAUGAGGGUUAGAUCUUGGGCGAAUGUUGAACCGGGAAGUCUUACAUGAGUUAUAAACUUUCUAUAUCACUACUGGAUCUUGUAAAGGAGGAACAAACUGAGAUAAAUGCCAGAAACCUCGAAUUUGCCAAUGGAAAUGUUGCCAACAUUAAAGUGGCUAAACGUAGCAGUUGAAUAAAUAAAUAAAAAACAGUAUAAAAAAUGUUUAUUCUUGAUGAUGUUUUUAAAAGCACAAUCUUUGUUUAAAAAUGCCCAUAACAAUGUCUAUUUGCUAUUUUAAAUGUUCCAAUUUUACAAAUCAUUGAAUAAUAAUAAUGAAUAAUUAGGUUUAAGAUUCAUAUUCAAAUUGUGAUUGUAGUAUUUUUCCUAAUGUGAUGUAUAGCAAAAAAAGUAGUUUGACGGCGUUUGAAACUUAUAAAAAUGUUUAAAGCAUGUUAUAUUACCAUUCUUUACACAAAAAUUAUGAACUCUUGUGUGGAUUUCUAUAUAAUAACAAAAAUAUUUUGAAAAAAAAAGAAAUAUUAUUCCUUCUAAGGCUCUUUCUUUAUGCCGCCGUCCAAAAGAUUUCGGGAAAUAAUGGAUCACCCAAUAAAUUUAGCCCGUCCAUUGAUCGGGAUCAGUGUAAUUUUAAACUAUUUUUACUACAAGUUUUGACAAUAUAACAUCUCUGUUUUUGGUAAUAUCGUUAGUUUUAGUUCACGCAGGUUUUUUUUAAGCUUCUCUGGUUACUUAGGACUUAAGACACCCUAAGAACUUGAAAGUGUAUCUGGCAACUGAAUUACCAUGAUCCGAGUCGGAUUCACCUGAGUUUCCCCUGUAAAAGGGUCACGGUGGCCACACGGGAGAAGCUCCAUGUUAUUAACUGAUUUAUCCAGUCCAGGAAAAAGGCGGAACUCUAACGCCUCUCAGGGGAUGCAACCGCUUAGAAUGCCAGCAGAAAUGAAGAUGACGCCCUAAAGGACUAAGCCCGAAUGUGAUAUUCUAUAACGAAUAACAAUUCUUAAAUGUGUGUAUGUAUUCAUCACUAAUAAUUUUGGCAUAUCCAUUAGUUUAGGGAUGCGGGUGCUAAAGUGUCAUGUAUAGGAAUUUCACGAAACACGAGUGUACAUAUUAUGUUGUAUAGCGUAGGUUAAGCCAGGUUGGCUGUAUGCAAGUAAAUUUGUGUGAAUUACUGAUAAGUGACGCGUUGAAUUCGUAAACGAAUGUUGUGUGCGUUCGCAGUCGCAUCAUCUUCUUUAUUUAUGCGAAACAAAAUUUUAUUGUUCUUACCCAAUAUGUAAGGCAUUUCAAAGAAAAAUAUUUUAUGUUUUAUUUUUGUGAAAUAAAAAUAUAACGGAAUUUUCUGCGGAAGAUAGUGUGACUGCCUAAACCGGACAGUAUUUAAUUAUGUGUCAAUCUUAAUGAAUAUGAUACAAUCAUAUUUUCUAAUUGUUAACGUAAAAUUGCGAUGGUUAAGUAUGUAACGACCACAUUUUGUUUAUGGCAACUUUAAUUAUUUUUAUCGCUUAUAAUUUUUGACAUUAAGUUCUUUUAAAGGGCUAUAAUAGAAUUUCAUAUAGUUGCUUAAAUGAUUUAGGUAAAUAGGCCUAAGACAUUUUCUAUUGUAACAUGUAUUUGUGUUAAUUGUCAACAUAACAUAAUAUGUUGCCACAUGUACGAAGUUUCACAAAAAAAAAUCUUUUAUGAGUAUUUAUCAUGUAUAAACAUAUAAUAGGUAUUUCAACUUGACAAUGAAGAAAUAUGAUACUCAUGAUACUAUUCUAACCAAUAAUCCAUGUAAAUUAGUGUUUUUCGAAAUAUCAAAAGCUUUACAAUUAAGUUUGGUAAUUAUUUAUUGAUUAACAAUAGCGUAUGCGAAUUUUGGAAUUUUAUUGUGUAUUUUAAUUAAUCCUAAUGCAAUGAAUUUUACUAAUUUUCAAAGUAUGUAUGGCACGGCAUGAACGCUAUACAAGCUCACAAAAUUGAUUUUUAUUUCAUGCAUUUGCAAUCCCUAGAAUACGUAGUGCACAUACCUAUAUUUAGAAAAGCCAUCAUAGCUUAUUGCAUCAAGUGAUCAUUUUAAAGCCAUAAUUUUUGUUCCAAAUAAAAUGUACAACGUGAUAGUCAUUCAAAUGUAUUUUUGUAAUGUACAUAAUAUGAUGAUAAUUAAGGUCAAUCUCAUUUUAUUUUCACAAUGUGCAAUUAAUUUACUGUGCAAUUCUCAUCAGAUUGUUUCACAAUAAUCGUAUGAAAGACAGAGGAACCCUAGUUUUGAUUGGAUGAAUUUUGCUUGAAAGUUAAGGUAAUUUUUAAAUGUUUUAUUUUUAUCAUCAAACUAUCAACAACAUUUUUAUGGAGGGUGAAACUGUGUUUAAGUUUUAUAAAAAAUACAUAAGGCUAUAAUA
Molecule: messenger RNA, 7524 nt
Organism: Amyelois transitella
Lineage: Eukaryota; Metazoa; Arthropoda; Insecta; Lepidoptera; Pyralidae
Gene: Crag
Product: DENN domain-containing protein Crag
Exons: 35
Coding region: 212-5110 (1632 amino acids)
Biological process (GO): regulation of Rab protein signal transduction
Cellular component (GO): cytoplasmic vesicle
Molecular function (GO): protein binding
Source: RefSeq, a predicted model, not a curated record